Molecule: messenger RNA, 594 nt
Organism: Capsicum annuum
Lineage: Eukaryota; Viridiplantae; Streptophyta; Magnoliopsida; Solanales; Solanaceae
Product: histone H4
Exons: 1
Coding region: 47-358 (103 amino acids)
Biological process (GO): nucleosome assembly
Cellular component (GO): nucleosome
Molecular function (GO): structural constituent of chromatin; protein heterodimerization activity; DNA binding
Source: RefSeq, marked validated
UCAAAACCCUAGAAUCUUUAUCUUCUUCAAAUUCGUCUCUGUGAAAAUGUCUGGCCGCGGAAAGGGAGGCAAGGGAUUGGGAAAGGGAGGAGCCAAGAGGCACAGGAAGGUUCUUAGAGACAACAUCCAGGGAAUUACCAAGCCAGCUAUUCGUAGGCUUGCUCGCAGGGGUGGUGUGAAGCGUAUCUCUGGUUUGAUCUAUGAGGAGACCCGUGGAGUUCUUAAGAUCUUUUUGGAGAAUGUGAUUCGUGAUUCAGUUACCUACACUGAGCAUGCUAGGAGGAAGACUGUUACUGCUAUGGAUGUUGUUUAUGCCCUCAAGAGGCAGGGAAGGACUCUCUACGGAUUUGGUGGUUAGAUCAGUUGUUAGUUAGUAGAUGUAGAUCUGAUGGAAAUUUCUGCUGUUUCUGUGUUUUAGUUUCUAUUUAGUGUUGUUCUACUUCUUAUGCUCUCUAGAUAUUGUAAUUUCUCAUUACAUAUUCAAUGAACAGCUGCUCAAUUUCUAGAAAUUACAAUGGUUGUUCUCCAGCUGACUAUUAUUGUUGUUAAUUGAUUGAAAUUACAUAUCCUGUUUUUGCAACCAUGGGUUUGGGU